CCACCACCAAACUUCCUUCCCGACCCAGCUCGUGACGCCUCGCCCCGACGCCGCCGCGCACACACCACACCGUACCCCUUCGACGCAACCUCCUGCAACGCGCAGCAGCAAGUGCAUAAUCGCAGGAUACACUCCCCUCCCCGCCUCGAUCCCACGCGCGGGACUGCGCGCAACCAUUGACUGCCGCCACCAUGGCUCCGCGCGCGAGGCGCGGUGACGCCGUUCAACAACAGGCCAUCCACGAGUUUGGAAAACAAGGCCGGAAAACGGGCGUCUUUCUCCCCGACGAUGGAGCGCGCGACGAGCACGGCAUGCAGCCUCUGGAAGCCAUCUUUUCGUCGCCGCGCAAAACGAACGGCGCACACCAUGACGAUGACGACCAAGAUGAUUCUGGCAGCGAGGACAUGGAACUAGCAUCCAGUGGUGGCCCCGGCCCGCGAACCCUGCUACGGAACCAGCGCAACACCAAGCUCCCCCUUCCCAAGAGCAAAUCGCCCCUCAAGACGAACCUGAAGUCCCCUGCGCGUAGGAACCCGCAUAUGGAGCAGCGUCUUUCUUCUCCCACCCGCCGCUCCCUUGGCGGCGACCGCGACACCACCGUGACCCGCCGGCUCGACUUUACCGGUAAGCCCGAUAAGUCGUCCAAGCUCGGCGGUGCCAGGCCAAAGGUCAACGGCGUGGCCAGCAAGAGGCGGCUGCCCUCCUCUAGCGAUGACGAUGACGAAGACAACGACGACGAAUCGAUCAUCGGAGGCCACACCGACCUGGCCGUCGACGACAUGGUGGAGCAGUCGCUGCAAAUGGUCGACGCUAUGGGCGGCGACGAUGACAACAGCGAGCUUGGUGACACGCAAGUCAACGAAUCCGCGCACCAACUACCCGAGGCGGACGAUGACGACGAGCCCCCGGUGAGGAGACCCAGGGGAAGACCGCCAGGCUCUAGUCGCCCGAAGCCGAAUGCUCAACAGCCGCCACCAACUAAGAAAAGGAGGUCGCUCAGGGGCUCGACCGGCGGCGACGACGUGGGCGGCACGCGACAGGAGGAAGAAGACGACGACGACGAUGAGCCACCGCGGCAGGCCAAACGCCCGCGGACAAAGGCUCCGUCCGCUUCCAAGGCAGCGCCCGCACCGACGAAGCCGCAACGAGAACCGGCCAGCAAGGCCAAAGGGGCCAAGACGACCAAUUCCAACCCCAACCCCAACCCCAAGGAAGUUACGCAACCGGCGGAGAAGCCAAAGGCAAAGGGCCGGCCGUCCAAGAAGGCCAGGGCGCUGGAACCGAUCGGAGAGGACGCAGGGGAAGCUUCCUUCAUGGCCUUGCAGCGCGGGCCCCCUAUGCCCAAGUCGCGCGGCCUCGUCUCGGUGCGCCGCGACCCCGACGCCGUGAGCCAGACACGGUCCGGCCGCCACUCGUACCGGCCCGUCGAAUACUGGCGCGGCGAGCAGGUGAUCUGCGAAGAGGAAGAGCAAAACGACGCCUUCCACCGCGAUGAAUUCGUUGUGCCAACCAUCAAGGAAAUCGUCCGCGUCCCACACGAAGCGCCGCCCUCACGCCGCGCGCCGCGCAGCAAGGCCCGCGCUAAUGCCAAGGGCAAGAACAGCCUGGCCGUGGUCGAGGACGAGGAACUUGAGGAGUGGGAGCUCAAUCCGGGCACCGUGACGGGCGAGAUCGUCCUGUGGGAGCCCGAGCACGAGGAGCACCCGCCUGCCGACGACGAGCCCGUCCAGGUCAUGGACGACCGCAUCGCCAUCUCGGCCGACGCCAUCCAGACCUCGGACAUCAAGGACGCCACCUUCCGCUUCGCAAAGACGCUCACCAUGCCCUUUAUGGGCGCUGGCGUCGUCGAUCUACCCCCCGGGGCCGAGAAGCGGCCCAAGAACUCGCGCAAGAUGCACAUGGUCUUUUUCGUCCACUACGGCAAGGUCCUCGUCACCAUCAACGAGGCCCAGUUUCGCAUCUCGGCCGGCGGCACCUGGUUCGUCCCCAGAGGAAACUACUACAGCAUCACAAACGACUACGACAACCCCAGCCGCAUCUUCUUCGCCCAGGCUUGCGAGGUCCGCGCCCCCGACCCAGACGCCUCGCAGCUGCACAACGACACGACGGGCGCCCUGGGCUACUGAGAGAGAGGAAAUCCGAUGCCGCCGCCGCCACCAUUGUGUUUGUCACCUGCGAUCCGCCGCCUAAGAGAGAGGGGGGGCUUUUAACCCCGAUGGCCCAGUACAUAUUAUGCUCUCUCAUCUGCCCCCCUCUCUCCCUCUCUCUCUCUCCACCUCUCCCACUGGCGCCCACCACCACGCCCGCAACACCACCACGCCUUUUGACAUCCAGAACGAGCCUCUGUUUGCGUCUUCUCAUCUUUAUUCAUCUUUUUGUUCGAACCAUCCGGAGUUUUGGAGGCCAGCGCGAGGGGGAAUUGGUAGGGGGAAUGGCGGGGUUUGGGUGCGCGCGGGGUGUCGCACCCUGUUUUUGUCGUUGUGUGGGCGGGGGGCGGCGAACGGGCUCUCUACUUUUGCCCUCCUCAUCCCCUUGUUUUUUUGUUGACGCGUCCACGAGAUGAUUGUACUACUGUCCAGCCCAGUUUGCUUCGUCUUGGUAUCGUCCAUGCUGCUAUGUCAUUCUCUGCGUGCUAUAUAUCCAGUCAGACAAUUCACCAAGGCGCUCAUUCGCCUCAUCCCCGUGCGGCGGGCAGAUUUGAG
Molecule: messenger RNA, 2702 nt
Organism: Purpureocillium takamizusanense
Lineage: Eukaryota; Fungi; Ascomycota; Sordariomycetes; Hypocreales; Ophiocordycipitaceae
Gene: MIF2
Product: mitotic fidelity of chromosome transmission- protein
Exons: 4
Coding region: 192-2126 (644 amino acids)
Biological process (GO): attachment of mitotic spindle microtubules to kinetochore; spindle attachment to meiosis I kinetochore; kinetochore assembly
Cellular component (GO): kinetochore
Molecular function (GO): centromeric DNA binding
Source: RefSeq, a predicted model, not a curated record